Messenger RNA from Oldenlandia corymbosa var. corymbosa, 1413 nucleotides. Lineage: Eukaryota; Viridiplantae; Streptophyta; Magnoliopsida; Gentianales; Rubiaceae. The record is from the annotation of a GenBank genome assembly.
AUGGUUAUAGUUAGUGCCGAAAUACUGGUGAUCUUCAGAAUAAUGAAAAUCUGUCAGAUGAUCAGUAUGGCAUUGAUUGGCAAUCUAGCAAUGCCGAUGAACGAGAUCAAAGCCCAACAAUGCAAGAACUUUCCAGUCUCGGGGGGCAAGCCAUUUUUGGCAAUUAGUUGCAUCAAUAAGGUUUCCAUGAUAGGCUCGAUGGUGGUCAGAUCAAGGCACAUGUUCUAUUCGAAGAUGGUGGACAACAAUCUACGGCUUAUGUCCCAGCAGCUGACGCAAUUUCUAGAAUCAGUUUGCAUCCACAUCGAGCAGUCACAGUCAUCAUCAGCAGAGUCUCAACCGACCGAUCGUGCAAUCCGAGCAAGCCAGCGUCACCCUAAGAGUUGCAAUUGUCAUCAAGAGUGCCUCGCAAGUGUAGUGAUCGGCAGUGGGAAACAAAUCAUUCUUAGAUCAGCUAUUAGUGUCGAUGGAGCAAUUACAACCAUUGCAAAAGCCAUCGCUGGAUCAAGAAGUUCACUUUACAUUAGUGGUAGUACAAGUUAUUGUGAUGCCAGUCAGAGCGGCGAUGGGUUCCAAGGAAUUCGGGACAACAAAAUUAUCGGUUAUCAAGGUCAAGGCCAUUCGACGAUACUUAAGAUCGAUGCGAAGCUUUAUUCUUUCAGCCGGCCAACAUACCCUGCUCAACUUUUUGAGUUCAUAACAUCAAAGACACCAUCCCAUGAACUUGUUUGGGAUGUCGGUACCGGCAAUGGUCAGGCUGCAACAGUUUUGGCAAAGGUUUACAAGAAUGUAAUUGCCUCGGACACUAGCGAGAAGCAACUGGAAUUUGCUCCAAAGCUUCCCAACAUUCGAUACCAAUGCACACCUCCUAAGCUAUCCAUGGCAGAGCUGGAACAGAACAUAGGAUCUGAAUCAAGCGUUGAUCUUAUAACCAUUGCUCAAGCUUUGCACUGGUUUGAUUUCCCAACUUUCUAUCAGCAAGCAAAAUGGAUCCUGAAGAAACCCAAUGGAGUAAUAGCUGCAUGGUGCUACACCAUACCAGAAAUCAACCCAACUGUUGAUGCUGUGUUUCAGAAAUUCUACAAUGAUUCCCAGCCUUAUUGGGAACCAGAGAGGAAACUAGUGGAUAAUAAGUAUGAAACCAUUGAUUUCCCAUUCGAAGCCGUGGAGGGAUUGGAGCACACUGGGCCAUUCAAGUUCAAAACGGAGGAGAGAUUGAUGAGUUUGGAGGAUCUUUUUAAUUACAUAAGAUCAUGGUCUUCUUACCAAACUGCAAAACAGAAGGGAGUUGAACUGCUGAACAAUGACGUGGUCAAGGAAUUUUCUGCUGCCUGGAAUGAAGAUGGAGAAUCUGAGAAAGCUGUUACUUCUCCAGUACAUCUGAAGAUUGGGAAAGUUGGAAUUCAGUUCUAG